This is a messenger RNA of Hypoxylon trugodes, 2984 nucleotides long. RefSeq names its product P-loop containing nucleoside triphosphate hydrolase protein. Gene Ontology annotation, molecular function: ATP hydrolysis activity; microtubule binding; ATP binding. Gene Ontology annotation, cellular component: kinesin complex; nucleus; microtubule. The transcript has 4 exons. Gene Ontology annotation, biological process: microtubule-based movement. Lineage: Eukaryota; Fungi; Ascomycota; Sordariomycetes; Xylariales; Hypoxylaceae. The record is from RefSeq and is a predicted model, not a curated record. Bases 184 to 2451 code for a protein of 755 amino acids.
AUUUUCUACCUCCAACCAUUUUCAAUACAAGUGUUGCAUCCGUAUCGAACGGGAUAUUUCUUGCAUUAUAGGACGCCUUACGAGUCCAAAUUUUUCAAUUGUGCAUCCUAUUGCGUGUAACUUGCAUUCACCCUUUUUUCAUAUAAUUUUCAUCCCAUUCUAAUUCUUCACCGCAUCACCACUAUGGAGCCGCCUCAAAAGGCACAUGCCAACCUUUUCCAGGUUUAUCUACGACUACGUCCUCCUCAAGCUGGAGCCUCCAACGCUGAACGAUUUCUUUUAGUUGAGGAUCCUGCGGAGGAUGAUGCGCCGACACAUAUUACAUUAAACCCGCCGAACGAUCGAAGACGAGCGAUUGAGAAAUUCGCAUUUACACAAGUCUUUGAAGAAGAUGCUACACAACUUGAUUUAUUUCAAGGCACUAGAGUCCUACCUCUAGUAGAGGGCGUAUUAGCACCUCAUGGAGGUGAUGGCACAGAUGGCCUGUUGGCCACUUUAGGAGUCACAGGCUCGGGCAAGACACAUACAAUGCUUGGAUCCCGAAGCCAGCGUGGCUUAACACAACUCGCUCUUGAUGUUGUGUUCCGAUCUAUCGACUCGAACAUUGUCGACUGCGAUACAACGCCUACACUAGAGGCUAGCAUAAGAUCAUCGGAUGCAUCCGAAGGAAUGAUUUAUUCUGCGCCGUCUUUCCUCGAGACAGUAUACAGUGAUUAUAAUGGACCAUCACGAGCUGGGUCAAGAGCUGCAACUCCAAUGAUUGGCGACUUCCCCCCGCCGCCGACACCGAGGCGUCAACUACAACGACCGUCCGCACUUCCUCAAGCGCCUGACAUUAGCGCGAUCCGAGCAUCCUGCGACCCGUCCGCCGAGUACGCGAUCGUUAUCUCCAUGUACGAAGUAUACAACGACCGAAUCUUCGACCUCCUAACACCCCCGACUAAGACGAACUUUACCAAGGAGUACCGUCGACGACCGCUCCUCUUCAAACCGACCGAAUUAUCCCCCGACCGUAAAGUCGUAGCCGGGCUUCGAAAAGUAAUAUGUGGUAACCUUAGGGAGGCGUUGAUGGUUCUCGAAGCUGGGCUUCACGAGAGGCGAGUCGCUGGUACUGGCAGUAACAGCGUGUCGUCGAGGAGCCAUGGAUUCUUCUGCGUGGAGAUUAAGAAAAGGCGACGCGGUCGGCAUAACGCGCGAUGGGGUACUAGCACGUUAAGUAUUGUUGACCUAGCAGGCAGUGAACGAGCAAGAGACGCGAAGACCCAGGGUGCGACUCUCGCAGAGGCGGGCAAGAUCAAUGAAAGCUUGAUGUAUCUGGGUCAAUGCUUGCAAAUGCAAAGCGAUGCUAGUAACACAACAAAGCCCAACCUGGUUCCCUUCCGCCAGUGCAAACUGACAGAGUUACUUUUCUCGAAUUCAUUCCCUUCAACUUCAUUAGCACAUUCUGCAAGUAGUAGGCGCGCUCCCCAGAAGGCGGUUAUGAUUGUUACCGCCGAUCCAUUCGGCGACUUCAAUGCGACGUCCCAAAUUCUACGAUACAGUGCCCUAGCCCGCGAGGUUACUGUACCGCGCAUUCCUUCUAUCACAUCUACUAUACUAGCCAAUGCAAAUGCAAACACCACAACACAUUCCCAUCAGUCGGAAUCGAGCGUGGGCUCUCGUAGUCCUACGAGCUCACCUGUGCUUUCUCACCACAAGCCGUACUUCCAGCCUUCGGGGACACAUAGUCGAACAUUCUCACCUAUCUCCGAUACGGAGCGAGCGACUAUGGAGAAUGCAGCUUUGGAGAUUGCUAGGAUGGCUGAUAUUAUCGACCAACUCAACGCCGAGGUAGCGCGAGAGUCGGAGGCACGUAUGGCUGCCGAAGCACACCUCAUGUCCAUGGAAGACCGCGUUGCGGACCUAGAGCAGGAGAUCCGCGAGGAAUGUUACGCGGACUUUGAACAGCGCCUUGCGUUAGAAAUGGGCAGGUGGAAAGCUUCCAUGUUGCUUGAGCAGGAGCGCGGUGAAGAACACUUAGAUCGCAAGGUGGAGGUGCUAGCCCGUAGUGUGGGUGUGGUCACUGUUACGGCGCCGAGCUCUGAGGAAGAUGAUUUGGAGAACGAGGAUAAGGAGAAUAUCCUGAUUGAGAAUCUGGAACAAGAGAACGAGCGCUUGAGGAGAGAGGUCGCGAUACUGAAGCGCGAGUUGUCGGGCCGUGCGCCGAGUAAACGUUCGCCGCUUCAGGAGAGGGGCGACGUGCCGAGCACUAGGUCCUCUACUGCUACCGGAGCUGGAGCUGGCAAUGACAGCCUCGGCAAUUUGAGGAGUAGCAUGGAGCAACUACGCAUGAACGGCGAGGACAAGAAAGUUCUUAAGGUAGCCAGCAACGGCAGCCCAACGAAGAAAGUCCGCAAACUUCCUGCGAAAAAGUGGGAGGGUGUUGCGGCAGGCGAUGACGAGUUGAUGUGAAUCGGAGGGCCUUAUUAGGUACUUAAUGAUGAUGCAUGGCGGGUGAUGACGGUGUCUGGUGCUUGAUGCUUGAGAAAGAAAGAGAAAGUAUAUUGAAAAUACCCCCUAUUCUGUUCUAUAUGGUCGCUGGCUUUUUUUUAUGGUUAUCUGGUCUUUUCUACAGCUACUGGUUGCUGGCCACUUACUUAGGCUACUUUACUUUGCUAUAUACAUUUGCUGUUUGCUUGACAACGGGUGUUUUGGGGAUGUGUGAUGGUGAUUGUGAAUGUUGAGAAUGUCGUUAUGAAGAGAUGUCCUCCCGAAUAAUUGGAUGAAAACGUCAGACGAUGUCUUGAUCAAGUUCAACUACAGGUUAUCUACUUGGGCACAUACGUAAUCAAGAUCUAGACGCGGCGUUCGAUCGAUUUGGUCAGCCUCCCACCGCCGGCUGAUCAACCAACGCCUCUCUAGGAGACCGAUCGACGGCGAUUGAUUACAUAGGCCUAGAUGGACCAUUGAGGGUCGAUUAAUUUGAUGAGAAUUCCGAGUUAAAA